Messenger RNA from Artibeus jamaicensis (Jamaican fruit-eating bat), 537 nucleotides. It is a transcript of the gene APOC2, whose product is annotated as apolipoprotein C2. The transcript is spliced from 4 exons. The coding region runs from base 131 to 463 and encodes 110 amino acids. Gene Ontology annotation, cellular component: low-density lipoprotein particle; chylomicron; intermediate-density lipoprotein particle. NCBI's taxonomy places the organism in Eukaryota, Metazoa, Chordata, Mammalia, Chiroptera, Phyllostomidae. Gene Ontology annotation, biological process: positive regulation of phospholipase activity; lipid metabolic process; positive regulation of phospholipid catabolic process. The record is from RefSeq and is a predicted model, not a curated record. Gene Ontology annotation, molecular function: phospholipase activator activity; lipid binding; phospholipase binding.
CCUAGGCAACCAGGUGGCGGUGGCCGUGGAGGGGAGGUGGAUCCCAGGAGCUAUAAAGCCUUUCUCUGCCCUCCCUUGGGAGCUGGUGAGGACUGCCCGCCAGAGUGUGUGUUCCAGGUCUUCUGACGCCAUGGGCACCCGCUACUUCCUGGCUCUGUUUCUGGUCCUCCUGGUAUUGGGAUUUGAAGUCCAGGGGGUCCCUCUGACCCAGGAAGACGAGGCCAGCAGCUCCUCGCUGUUCUCCCAGGUGCAGGAAUCACUUUUUAGUUACUGGGAUUCGGCCAAAAUAGCGGCCAAGGACCUGUACCAAAAGACCUACCUGCCCUCUGUGGACGAGAAAAUAAGGUCCUUUCUCUUCUGGCCGGAGAUGAGUGACAGCUGGAUACCACGCACAGGAGAGGAGAUAGUCCAGAGCCCAACAACUGCUUGGGCCCCGACCACCCCUCAACUCCCCGCUUCUUAGCAGCUCUCAGCAUCUGGCUCCCAACUUUAGCCUGAUUGCUUAUCAAUUAAAAAAAAGACAAAUUUCUUCUCUUU